Closterium sp. Naga37s-1 is the source of this 1602-nucleotide messenger RNA. The record is from the annotation of a GenBank genome assembly. NCBI's taxonomy places the organism in Eukaryota, Viridiplantae, Streptophyta, Zygnematophyceae, Desmidiales, Closteriaceae.
AUGCCGCCCACCCUCUCAUCCCUUCCCAUCGCAUUUAGGGUCGUCGUUGUAUCCCUUCCCCAUUGCCUCGUUAGGUCGCUCACGCUCUCCCCAUUACCACCUCCUCUACUCCUACCAUCGCCCAUGGUUACCACCCCACCCUUGCACCCUUAUUUCCUUCUCUCUCAUUCUCCCUCCCCAUCAGCCUCUCACCCACCCUGGGCGGGGAGGUAUGGCGGGCUGGGCUGGGAGCUGGAGAAGGGGUGGUGGUGCGGCUUUGGAGCAGAGUGUUUGGCGCACAGCCCCACAGGCGCGUGCAGGCGGGCAGCAAGGAGUGCAGUGCUGCAGGGGGCGGGUCAGGGGAGCGGGGGAGGCGGGGCAGGGGAGGCGGGGGUUAGGGAGAGAGGGUGCAGGGAUCCUCCUAUCCCCCGUUCCACCCUUAUACCCUGCCACACUUUUACCUCCUGCCCUCCUCCCUUACUCCGUUCCGUCGUUCCCCCACAGUCGUCCUCCUCUCCCUCUCCCUUCCUCCCUUCCUCCAUCUCUCUGCCUCACUACCCUCUUUACCCUCUCUGUUGCCCGUCCUCCCUUCCUCCCAUCCUUCCUUCCUGCCAUUCUUCCUCUCCUCAUCCUCCAUCAAUCCAGCCCCCCGUCCCCCUUCCAUCUCCCACUCUCCCACUCCCUUCCUCACGCCAACCCUGCUCCUCCGUUCCACCCUUCUACCUUCCCCCUUGUACCCUGCCGCACUUUUUCCUCUCAUCCGCCCAUCAUCAAUCCGCCCAUCAUCUCAUCCGCCCAUCAUCUUAUCCGCCCAUCCUCUCAUCCGCCCAUCCUCUUAUCCGCCCAUCCUCUCAUCCGCCCAUCAUCUCAUCCGCCCAUCAUCUCAUCCGCCCAUCAUCUCAUCCGCCCAUCCUCUCAUCCGCACAUCCUCGCAUCCGCCCAUCCUCUCAUCCGCCCAUCCUCUCAUCCGCCCAUCAUCUCAUCCGCCCAUCAUCUCAUCCGCCCAUCCUCUCAUCCGCCCAUCAGCUCAUCCGCCCAUCCUCUCAUCUGCCCAUCCUCUCAUCCGCCCAACCUCGCAUCCGCCCAUCCUCUCAUCCGCCCAUCCUCUCAUCCGCCCAUCCUCUCAUCCGCCCGUCCUCUCAUCCGCCCAUCCGCCCAUCCUCGCAUCCAACCAUCCUCUCAUCCGCCCAUCCUCCCAUCCGCCCAUCAUCUCAUCCGCCCAUCCUCUCAUCCGCCCAUCAUCUCAUCCGCCCAUCCUCUCAUCCGCCCAUCCUCUCAUCCGCCCAUCCUCGCAUCCACCCAUCCUCUCAUCCGCCCAUCCUCUCAUCCGCCCAUCAUCUCAUCCGCCCAUCCUCUCAUCUGCCCAUCAUCUCAUCCGCCCAUCCUCUCCAUCCGCCCAUCCUCUCAUCCGCCCAUCCUCUCAUCCGCCCAUCCUCUCAUCCGCCCAUCAUCUCAUCCGCCCAUCCUCUCAUCCGCCCAUCCUCUCAUCCGCCCAUCAUCUCAUCCGCCCAUCAUCUCAUCCGCCCAUCCUCUCAUCCGCCCAUCAUCUCAUCCGCCCAUCCUCUCAUCCGCCCAUCAUCUCAUCCGCCCAUCCUCUCACCGUCGCCCACGUUUCUGCCUUAG